GGUGUCAUAUGACAUCAGUGUGUUUGGUCAUGUGACCCUGACACAGCUCAGUGUCCGCUUCUCUGUGUUUCUCUGUGUUUCAGGCUCUAACCUGCGAUCAGCUGCUGUGUGUGUGUGUGUGUCCGCAGCUCCUCACCUCACACACACUCUCCGCUGGAUCUGAACCAUCAGCCUGAGUCCCAGUCAUGAAGUUCAGCGGCUCUCCGCGCUCUCUCCGGCGGCUUCAUCCCACACUGUGACACACUCCUCCUCACCCGGCAGGCCUCUGCGUUCACCGAGGGAGAUCCGGUCCCACACGCCGCGCCAGGGUGGGUGCAGCUCGGCCACGGCGGCAGCAUGGGCCCGGUGCGCGGCCGAGACUGAGCUCCGAGGGAAGUGAAGCGACUGAGGGAUGAACCACACGAGCUGUCUCCUGGAUGUCACCGCCAUCACAGUCUGUCCGUCACGAUGAACGGCACUCAGCAGAGUGAUACCAAGAGACAACACCUCCUGGAGAGGCUGCUGGACGCUGUCAAACAGUGCCAAAUUCGCUUUGGAGGAAGGAAAGAGAUCGCCACCGACUCGGACAGCAGAGUGAUCUGUCUGUGCGCCCAGUUUGAAGCGGUGCUGCAGCACGGCCUGAGGAAAAGCAGAGGUCUGGCCCUAACUGCUGCCGCACUCAAGCAGGCUGCGGGCUUCAGCAGCAAGGCCGAAGCAGAGUUGACUUUCUGGUUCUACGUGAAGGAGCACCUUAACCGCCAUGAGCUCCAGCGGUUCUACUCGCUGCGUCACAUUUCCUCAGAGCUGGGUCGGGGUCGUGCGUGGCUGCGCUGCGCCCUCAACGAGCACUCGCUGGAGCGCUACCUGCACACACUGCUGGCUGACCGCCCACGUCUGGGAACUUACUAUGAAGACGGGGCUUUUAUUCUUGAUGAAGAGAGAGCAAGUAUGCUCCCCACCAUGGCUGCAGGCCUGAACUCCAUCCUGUUUGCCAUCAACAUCGACAACACCGACCUGAACGGCGGGUUGACGCGAAGUGGAGGCCCGUCGGUUUCCCACCUCCUCAAGGAGUCCACGCAGGGCAUCGGCAGCCUGUUGAAGGAGUCUACUCAGGGGGUGAGCAGCCUCCUGCGUGAGAUCAGCACAGCCACGGCCGUGGUGCCCGGAUUCACCCCCAGAGGGGAUGGAGCGUCGGACCCGCUACCUGUUCUUCCGCGCAGCACCUCUGCUGACUCAGGGCUGAGGAAGGAGCGCCGCAGGAAAAAGAAGAUCACCAACAUCAUUUCUUUUGAUGAUGAUCUGGAUGGUGGGGCGGAGGACGAGGAGGAGGGGGAGGAGGACUCCCAGAAAACAGGCACGAUAAGGAAGAGUCACACCGCUCCAGCUCAGAGCAGCGUGGAGGAAGGGAUAGACCUACUGGAGCCGGCCUACUCCCAGUCGCCUGCGCAGAACGGCCUGGAGGAACCGGGCAUAGUCAGCUGGGUUGGGUCCCCGCAUCCCUCUCGUACGCCUCCCGCAACUACGCCCCCUCUGCCCGACAGAAAGAGCAUCGACAACGAGGAGGAAGAGGAGGAGGAGAUGUACAAACCCAGAGCACAACCUCAGGAGGAGGAGAGGAUCAGCUCUGAUCAGGUGGUGGUCGGGAGUCUGUCCAGUGUGUCCACGUGGAGCUCUCUACAGGUGAUGACAAACCACAGCAGCUCUGACAUCCUCAUCCCUCUGAACCCUGCGGACCCCCAGCCAGUGAGCUCUGUCGAGGACGCGGCUGGAUUUCCUGCUCAGUGUGAGUCAACGGGGCCGGUGGGAAACUGUGAGAGCAGCAGGUCGGAGCUAACGUUCAACAUGGAGUCAAGUCCACCGGCGCCGUCUGCUCCUAUCUCCAGCGUCCUGCCGACACCUGGUCUGCCAGAGUCCAUGACAGUGGUGGAGCUGCGUCAGGCCAUUGUAGCCAUGAUGAACAGGAAGGACGAGCUGGAGGAACAAAACACGUCUCUUCGCUGUCUGCUGGACGGGGAGAUGGAGCACUCAGCCGGCCUGAGGCAAGAAACGGAUAUGCUGAAGAAGAAGCUGGCAGAGCUGGAGGAGAGGCACACAGCCAAGGUCCAGGCACUGGCCAGGGAGAAUGAGGUCCUGAAGGUCCAGUUGAAGAAGUACGUGGGGGCGGUACAGAUGCUGAAGAGAGAGGGGAACCAGGGCAACGACGCCCUGUCCAUGUUGCCGUCAAGUGAGGAGCAGACCCCUGUGCCGCAGAAUAAGUCAAUGGGUGACAUCGAGGAGCUGGCUGCCAGCUAUGAACGCAAACUCAUAGAGGGGUCGUCUCCUUUGGAGGACAUGGUCUGCAUGGCCCACAAAGGAGGCAAACUUUGUGGCCUGCCAACCCGCAAAGCUGUUCAGUUGAAGCCUGAAUCUUCAGCUUCCGACAUUACUUUGUGCAAUGAAUCCAGGAGGGGGGAGCCUGAGAAGGAUCCACCUGUUCCAGGUGAUUUAAGCCAGACGUCAGAUGACCCCAGUUUGUCAGAUUUUGAAACGGCUCAUCGCGCUCUCAUCAACGUGUGGAUCCCCUCUGUGUUCCUGCAGGGCAGAGCCGCCAACGCUUACCACGUCUAUCAGGUGUACAUCCGCAUCCUGGACAACGAAUGGAAUGUGUACAGACGUUACACAGAGUUCAGGGAGCUCCACAACCACCUGAGAACCCAGUUUCCACAGGUGGAAACCUUCAACUUCCCACCGAAGAAAGCCAUAGGGAACAAGGAUGCCAAGUUCGUGGAGGAGAGAAGGAAGCAGCUGCAGUGUUACCUCCGCAUAGUGAUGAACAAACUCAUCCAGACGCUGCCGGAGUUCACAGCCCACCCCUCUAAAGAGACCCUGCUGUCUCUCCUGCCUUUCUGUCAAGACACACCCCAGGCAAACGAUGGAGGAGCAAAGACGCCCCGGUCCAAAAAUUCCUCUCGUUUCCCCAGACUGGGCCGCAGCCGCAACCAGGAAACCAGACCGGAACCUCAGAGCGGAGACCUCUAACUUCAGAGUCUCAGAGCCAAUACUCUGACUGUACAGGCAGAAGACGACAAUGUUCCAGUGUCUCUGGACUAUGAGGACAUAUGGGGAGCCUAACGGACCUUCAAAGCCUUACAGAUUAAAAAAAAAAAGCUCAGUCCAGGAUGAGACGUUCACACCGCUUGCCUGGAUGAGCACAUACAUGUUUCUGAGCAAUGCUCCCCUGAGGCUGCCUAUCAGUGGAUCCAAACAUACAGCACCUCUUACCUCAUGGAGAGACCGUCAGACUCUCUGUAAACUGCACACAGACUAACCUGGACUGCUCUCUUAUAUCCAUCACAAUGAGAGGAUGGGGACGGUUUUUGUUUUUUUUUUACUCAGUUUUGUAGAGGUCAUGGUCACAGUGCCUACAGUGUUUUGUAGCUGCUUUCCUGCUCUGUGGGAAGGACGCAGAGGGGAAGUGGGAAGAAUGAUUCUCAAGGUGAAAGUGUUUUUUCAGCUAAUGUAUCAACAUUUUGGUGCCAUUACAUUUUAGAUGAGGUUUAUUCACAGUCUAUAGUGUAGAGCACUCCUUAGUGGACCAUUCCUUUUUUCUUACUUCUAUUAUAUUAUUACAACAAAAACAGAUAGUCUGCAGGAAGUGCAUAUCUUACAUCUCUUGAUGUCAUUAUAAAUGCAGUAAUUCUCAAAAUAAUAUAUUUUAAUUCCACUACAUGAUCAUAUUAAAUGAUCAAGGUUAAAUCCCUCUUAAGAAAACAUAAUCACUUUGGGACUGUAUGAAAAUUAUUGUGGUUGGAAGGUUAGUUAGGCUUUUUGAAAAAUUAAGACCCUGUGCAUUAUUAUCAAUAUUUUCUUUGUACCUUAACCUUGACCUAAAGAAUACAUAAUGAUAUCAAAGUUGGUUCAGCUGAAAUUAAAUGGCUAAAAAAGGCAAAGCAUAAAUAAUUCAAGUUGGUUUAAUCCAGUUCAACCCUAAUUGUGUUGGUAGAAAACUUAUGGCAAACAUAACAUAACAGUAUUAUAAAGACAAUUCUUUCAGAAAUAAGAUCUACUUAAAAAUUGUAAUAUAGGCACAUCAAAGUUUUGUUUUUUUAGUUGUUUAAGACCCUUCCUCCCUUUAAUAAUGUUGGCACGGUCUCUAAUUAAUAUAAAGGAGCAUGAAUUCUUGCUGUAUCCUCUCACAAAUAUCUCUCCUCACAUCCACAUCUUAGAUCAAUUUCAAAUCCCUGCCGUGAUGUAUCUGAUGAAUUCAUGUCAAAUAGUGAUUAGAUUAGAAAGGAAGGGACACACUUAGAAAAUAAAAAUAGAUGGGUGAGCCUAGGGUCAUCACAGGUCGACUGGCUGCACUGCAAAAAUCCAGUGUUUAAAGAUUGUUUACCUAAUGUGUCUUAGCAGGAUUUAAUGCCGCGUUAUGUUGCAAAUGAAUGUUUCAACGAUGACUAAACACUUGAAGAAAAGCUGCUUGUUAGAGUGCAAGCAGAGGGCUGCUGAGCAUCAAGUGUAUGUAGAACAGAAGCUCAUGCAUAUGUAUGGAUUACCCAAGAGUAGUCAGAGACUAUGUUCAACUGUGGAGCAAUUGUGUUCGAAGGUUUUUGGAAAACUUGAAUCACAGGGUCGGCUCGCAAAAUGAUAAACACUGUUCACUGUCGAUGAGGGGAGGUGCACAAACAAGGCUUGUGGGUUUUAAUUAAGUUGUUAUUAUGACACAGAAAUGACCCGCACAACAAUCCAACUACUGGGAUAUCCAUCACAAGGAAGCUGUGGAAUAAAUGUUUUUAUCCGAGCGACUCUGUCUGUGGAUAAUGUGAUGAGCUGUCCAAUAAAAUCGUCAACAUGGGAAAUCAUUAACAGGGAGUCAUCUAGAAAGUGUAUUCUACAGAUUUAGCAUUACACUACUAUAAUUUAAGUUUUGUCCUGGGCACAAAGAAAGGAUCAAAACUGAUGAGAUGUAUCAUCUUUAUUAUCCCUCACAUUUCUUUUUCUUCGUCAAAACCUGAACCUACAGACAGGUGGCACCCCGUGGAGUGUUUGAUUAUUAGUGGUGCUAUGGAACAAUGUUUUUACUCUAUGUGGGCCAUUAACGCAAUCUGCUAAUAGAUAGUUAGGAGCACUAUCAUGCAAAGAAGUGCUGGAAUGUGAAGAGAAGAGGAGGACUGCUACCUGGCGAACACAGAAAUAAAAAAAUAAUGCAGGAUUUCAAAUGCUCAAAAACCAAGCUUCAUUGCAUUCAAAACAGCAUUUCAGAAGUACAAAAAAGAUCUCCUAACAACAUUAUUUUUUCUCUGAUAAAAGAAAACAACAUAAAAUAGCAGACUACGUGUCCUUUAGAGUGGUGCCUCCUGACUGUGCGGCUGUCAGCUACAAACUUCAUGGCGAUUGUCAAGAAAAUACAAAUUCAUGUUUUCCAACAGAAUAGGGCAAACUUUUAUUUUGUUAUUGCAAUUAUAGACAAGUGUUUCGACUUUGCAGGGACAUGCUCGCUGUGAUGAAAAAAGGCCAAUCUCAAGCGUCAUUAUAGCUGGAAACAUGCAAAAUGCUCCACGCUCAAGUCAACACUCUUCUGUGGAAUUUUGGUUCCCAAAAAGCAGCUUUCACCACACCGCUCUCUGACAGAGACAAUGUUAUGCAGGCUAGUUUAAAAGGAUAGUUCACCCAAAAAUGAAAAUUCACUCGUAAUCUACUCACCACUAUGCCGAUGGAGGAGUGGGUGACGGCGUUGCAGCCAAAUCCAAUACAAUUGAAGUAGAUGUUGACCGAUUCUUCAAAUGCAAAAAAACAACAGAAAAAAAACCUAAAUUGCAAGUGUCCAUAAGCCCCAACAUUCAAAUUUGACUGGAAACGUGUCAUUGACACCAUGUUCCUUGCCUAAAUAUCCACUGUGGUCCAUUGCACGAAUAAAUUACCUUGUUAUGAGUCAUUCUUGUGUGAACUAUCCCUUUAAUGGCGAGUAUAAGCUAAAAGCUAAGAAAGUGAAAUAUGCAGCCAAAGUGUUCUCUUGCAGUCUGCCAUGUCUGGUCUUGUUUAUAUUCUGUCCUUGCCAUAGUCAGCAUUCAGGCCUUAUCUAUCAGUGUCACAGCAAAGAGGGCUGAAUAAUAAAAUACACUGUGUACAGUC
Paralichthys olivaceus (Japanese flounder) is the source of this 6087-nucleotide messenger RNA. The record is from RefSeq and is a predicted model, not a curated record. NCBI's taxonomy places the organism in Eukaryota, Metazoa, Chordata, Actinopteri, Pleuronectiformes, Paralichthyidae.